Molecule: messenger RNA, 2382 nt
Organism: Bombina bombina (fire-bellied toad)
Lineage: Eukaryota; Metazoa; Chordata; Amphibia; Anura; Bombinatoridae
Gene: RCC2
Product: regulator of chromosome condensation 2
Exons: 13
Coding region: 140-1681 (513 amino acids)
Source: RefSeq, a predicted model, not a curated record
CAAUCUCGCUGCUCUCCAUGUGCUUGUGUUUUGUAUUACCUACCGGUCCCAGCUUUUAGCUCUAGUCUGUCACGCGUAUAGACGAACGCUCGUACUGCUCGCGUGAAGCCAGCGCCCUCACUUCGCCAUCAGCAGCAACAUGCCCAGGAAGAAGGUGACAGACGGCUCCGGACCGGGAAACGGCGCUGCGCGGCCUGGCGGGAGGAAGAAACCCGCGGGCUCAGGCAGGAAGAGAGACCGCGACGAGUUCAGCAGUGACGAUGACGACCUGGACGGGAGCACCGGGUAUGAUGGGGGAUACCAGGCCCAAAACAACAAGAGAGGUCCGGGAAAAGGUGGUGGUAAAGCGGCCGCUGCUGUAAUCGUCACGGAACCGGAACACACCAAGGAGCGGAUUAAACUUGAAGGUUCCAAGGCUAAAGGGCAACUCCUAAUUUUUGGUGCAACAAACUGGGACUUGAUUGGACGUAAAGAGGUGCCUAAACAACAAGCUGCCUACCGUAACUUGGGCCAGAACUUAUGGGGUCCCCACAGAUAUGGCAGCCUUGCAAGCGUGCAAAUCAGAACUGUGGCCUCUGGUCCUUGUGCAGCACACAGCUUGCUCAUUACCACUGAGGGUAGACUCUGGAGCUGGGGACGCAAUGAAAAAGGACAGCUAGGCCAUGGAGACACAAAAAGGGUUGAUGCCCCUAAACCCAUUGAGAGCUUAAAGGGGGAAGUGUUUGUAACUGCAUCAUGUGGCCGAAACCACACCCUUGCUUUGACAGAAACUGGAACGGUAUAUGCAUUUGGAGAAAACAAAAUGGGACAGCUUGGUUUGGGGAACAAAACUGAUGCAGUGCCAAGCCCUGCUCAGAUACUGUACAAUGGACAGCCCAUAACCAAGGUGGCCUGUGGGGCAGAGUUUAGCAUGAUCGUGGAUUGCAAAGGGAACCUGUAUUCAUUUGGUUGUCCAGAGUAUGGACAAUUAGGGCACAACUCAGAUGGAAAGUACAUUGCCCGUGCUCAGCGCAUUGAGUACGACUGUGAGCUGAUACCUCGUAGAGUUGCCAUCUUUAUAGAGAAAACAAAGGAUGGUCAGAUCCUACCUGUCCCUAAUGUGGUUGUCAGAGACAUUGCAUGUGGGGCUAAUCACUCGCUGGUGCUUGAUUCACAAAAACGUGUCUUUUCCUGGGGGUUUGGUGGGUAUGGUCGAUUGGGUCAUGCUGAGCAGAAAGAUGAGAUGGUUCCUAGACUGGUGAAGCUUUUUGACUUUCCAGGCCGUGGAGCUUCCCAGAUUUAUUCUGGGGCAACUUGCUCAUUUGCUGUAAACGAGAUGGGUGGAUUGUUUUUCUGGGGAGCAACAAACACAUCACGUGAUUCUACAAUGUACCCAAAAACAGUACAGGACCUGUGUGGAUGGAAAGUCAGAAGCCUGGCCUGUGGAAAGAGCAGUAUUAUAGUGGGAGCUGACGAGAGUACAAUCAGCUGGGGUCCUUCCCCAACAUUUGGGGAACUGGGUUACGGUGACAACAAAGCAAAAUCUUCCACCACUGCACAGGAGGUGAAGACUUUGGAUGGACUUUAUUCAGAGCAGGUUGCUAUGGGAUAUGCGCAUACUCUGGUGGUUGCACGAGAUGAAACUGAACAAGAUAAAGAAAAGCUGAAAAAACUGCCAGAGUACAACCCACGCACCCUGUGAGGUUGACUCUCAUUCCAGUAACCCAUUCAUUGCUACCUAUUGAGUAUUGCUGCAUUGCAAUGCCUGACAGACCUCCAGACCUAAAAUGGUUAAGGCAGCUCUAUCAAUGGUACCUGGACUCCACUAUUACAUUCCUUUUAUGACUUCUCAGUUAUUAUAUCUCCAGGAAAAGAAAACAAUGUCAUUUAUGAAUUAUAAUUUUUUCCCCAUCUUUGUGGAGACCGUUCUCUGAUCAUGAGAGAGGGUGGAAGUUGGGGGGGGGGGGGCAGGGAAAUAACUCAGGAGUUAUGUGACCCUAAAAUGUAGAAGCAGCAAAUUCUGUUUCUUUAAAUUUCCCAGGACUCCCACCUGUGGCAUAUUGACUCCUAUAGCAGCGUGCUCCAACCAUGUGAGUAAGAUGGCUACAAGGACUUUGGGUGAUUGCCCAUUCUGGCCAAAAUAGCAGAAUUUUGUUUUUGCUGUAUUUGUUUCAAAUUCUUAUAAGUUGUACGGAAUCGGUGCCUUGUUGAAUGGGUGUUACCGACUGUACGUUAAGACCUUCCAUUCCAGCCAAGCUGCACUUACAGUGCCUUUUAUGUCCAGUCUGCACUUCUAUUUCUCCAGUUUGUUCUCAGUCUUGCUGUUACAUAGCAGUUAACACUUGUUUUAUUUUAGUUUUUGUUAGGAAAUAAAUCGUUAAAUAAAAAUCCUCCUUUUAGUAA